This is a messenger RNA of Funneliformis caledonium, 3834 nucleotides long. The record is from the annotation of a GenBank genome assembly. NCBI's taxonomy places the organism in Eukaryota, Fungi, Glomeromycota, Glomeromycetes, Glomerales, Glomeraceae.
AUGUCUGCAAACGAAGAAAUUGUAAAGCCUUCCAGAUUAUCCGGUGAGGGGAUGAUUACUCCCAAGAAUCAUAAUUCGUCUACCGUAAUACAAAUUGAAAAAGAAGUUCAAGAGCUCACCAAAGAACUUGAUCCAAUUCAUGAAAAAAUUAUAAAUGAUCAAAUUCAUAUUGAAGAUGAUAAGUCAUCUUAUUGGCAAUUAUAUUCUUUCGCUACAAAACGUGAUUGGAUAUUAAUGGGAAUCGGUUUGAUUUUUGCCUUCGCUGCUGGUGCUGCUAUCCCUGCGAUAGCACCUGUGUUCGAAAAAAUGGUCGAUUAUCUUACUAAAUAUCAAAAUAAGCAAAUUACUGAAGAAGAAUUCUUGGACAACAUUAAUUAUUUUGUAUUAUUCUUCGUCUAUCUUGCUAUACUUGCCCUUGUCUCCAAUUAUUUCUUAAUGGCUUGCUGGGCCGCAACCGGAGAGAGAAUUACUCGAAAAAUCCGAGAAAAUUAUUUACAUGCGGUUUUAAGACAAAAUAUUGCUUAUUUUGAUAAACUUGGCGCUGGUGAGGUUACGACAAGAAUCACAAAUGAUACUCAUUUGAUACAAAACGGCAUUAGUGAGAAAGUGUCCAUGUCAUUUUCUCAUUUGGCACAAUUCGUAAUAGCCUUUGCGAUAGCAUUUUCAAAAAGUUGGAAAAUGACCCUAGUGAUUUGUGGGUUGUUCCCUUUAAUUACAAUAAAUGGUAGUAUAUUUAAUAAGUUUAUUGCCAAGUAUAAAGUAAAAAUUCUAGAUUAUUGUUCCCAAGCCGCUGUUAUAGCAGAGGAAACGUUUUCCACAAUUAGAACUUCAAUUGCAUUUUCACAACAAAAAAAUCUCUCAAAAAAUUACGAUGCCAAAUUGGAAAGGGCUAAAAGUAUUGGGGUCAAAACGAGUGCUUUGAAUGGUUUGUGCCUAGGCACGAUAAAUUUUUUUGUUUAUUUAACCUAUGCCUUGGCGUUUUGGUACGGUUCAACUUUAAUUAUUAGCGGGGAGCUAACUCCUGGAACUGUAAUUAAUGUGUUCUUCUCGGUUCUGAUUGGCAGCUAUGCUCUCGGAAAUGUCAUGCCGGAUAUUGUCGCUUUCAAUACUGCACAAGUUGCCGGGAAAAAAAUUUUCGAAACGAUAAACAGGAUUCCUCCAAUCGAUAUUGAAUCGAAGGAAGGCAAUGAGUUGGAUCAAAUUGAAGGCCGGAUACAAUUAAAAAACAUUUCGUUUAUUUACCCCUCCAGACCUGAGAUAAAAACGUUAAAAAAUGUAUCAUUGGAUAUUGAACCUGGCACUACCGUCGCUCUAGUUGGUUCUUCCGGAUCCGGAAAAAGUAAUGGAGAGAUUUUAGUCGAUGGGCAUGAUAUCAAAGGAUUUAAUUUAAAAUGGCUUCGAAGACAAAUGAGUCUUGUAAGUCAAGAACCUGUACUCUUCAACACAUCGAUUGCGGAAAAUGUAUCCCAUGGGUUAAUAGGAUCAGCAUAUGAAAACGUUGAUCCAGAUAAGAAACACGAAAUGAUUGUACAAGCGUGUAAAAUGGCAAACGCUCAUGAUUUCAUUAUGAAAUUACCAGAUAAAUAUGAAACGAAUGUGGGUGAAAGAGGAUUUUUAUUAUCAGGAGGGCAAAAACAACGCAUUGCGAUCGCAAGAGCAAUUGUUAAAGAUCCAAAGAUAUUAUUAUUGGAUGAAGCUACGAGUGCACUUGAUACGAAAAGUGAAGGAAUCGUGCAAGACGCUUUAGAUAAAGCUUCAAAAAAUCGUACGACAGUCGUAAUAGCUCAUAGAUUAUCAACAAUUCGCAAUGCUACAAAAAUUGUUGUAAUGAGCAAUGGUGAAAUUAUUGAAACCGGUACUCAUGAUGAAUUAAUUCAAGAACAAGAGGGACCUUAUUCAAAAUUAGUCGCCGCACAAAAAAUUCAGCAACAAAAUGAAGAAAGGUCUAACAAAGAUAUUUCCGAAGAAGGAAUUGCUCUUUCAAAAGUUAUAUCGAAUAAAUCUAUUAUGUCUACUAAAUCUUCUUGUAUCGUAAAUGAGUUAAAUGACAUUGAAAAGAGGGCUAAUUUAGAUUAUCAAUAUACCACUUGGGAAUUAAUUAAAAAAGUUGCUAAAAUCAAUCGUCCUGAAUGGUAUUUGAUGAUUAUGGGGUUCUUUGCUUCGAUUGUUUCUGGCAUGACUUAUCCAUUAUUCGCUUUUAUCUAUGGAAAAGUUAUAAACUCUUUUUCAAAACCUGUGGUUGAAUUACGGGAAGAUGCAACGUUUUGGUCGCUUAUGUUUCUUGUCGUUGCGGCCCUUGCUAUGUUUGGUACCUUUGUUCAAGGUUUAUUUUUUGGCAUAUCCGGAGAAAAACUUGCCCUUCGAAUUCGCUCAAUGUCAUUCGCAGCGUUGCUACGAAAAGAUAUUAGUUUCUUUGAUGAAGAAAAAAAUAAUGCCGGUUCUUUGACGAGUGCAUUAUCAACAAGUGCAACAGAAAUUUCCGGAUUCGCCGGUGCCACACUUGGAAUUAUUCUUCAAAUAAUUUCCACUCUCAUAUCGGGAACUAUAGUUGCAUUGAUAAUUGGAUGGAAACUGGCGCUUAUAUCGAUGACUAUGAUACCGUUUCUAAUGUUGGGCGGUUUUUAUCGAAUUAAAAUGAUGUCGGGAUUCCAAGCAAAAACCCUAAAGGCUCACGAGCGAUCCGCACAAGUUGCGUGUGAAGGAACGGCCAAUAUCCGUACGGUUGCAUCACUCACGCGAGAAAAUGAUAUAUUGAAAUUAUAUAGUCAAAUGCUGGAUGAGCCUCUGAAGGAAGGAUAUAAAAAUGCGAUUUUUGGAAGUGUGACUUUUGCUCUCACAUCCUGUACUAAUUAUCUCGUCGAAGCUAUGAUAUUUUGGUAUGGAGCUCAUUUGUUUGUAUAUGGGGAAUACAAUCUUUUCAAAUUCUUUACGGUCUUCAUGGCGGUUAUCUUUGGAGCCAUAUCAUCCGGACGUAUUUUUGCAUAUGCAACUAACAUAACACGAGCAAAAAUUUCGGCAGAAUCUUUAAUAUCAUUAAUUGAAAGUUUACCAAGUAUAGAUACAUGGUCUCAUAAUGGCAAGAAAAUUGAUGUUGCUAAAGGACACAUUAAAUUUUCAAAAGUUCAUUUUAAUUAUCCUACACGUCCUGAUGUACCCGUUCUUCGCGGUCUUAACUUAGAAAUCAAACCAGGACAAUUCGCAGCAUUAGUUGGACCAUCGGGAUGUGGUAAAAGUACAAUGAUUGGACUAACCGAAAGAUUUUAUGAUGUAUCAAGUGGAUCAGUUGAAUUAGACGGAAAUGAUUUAAAAACUUUAAAUAUUAAUAACUUGAGAGAGCAUAUUUCACUUGUUAGUCAAGAACCUUCUUUAUAUAAUAUGACUAUAAAGGAAAAUAUUAUCUUUGGGUGUAAACCGAAUCAAAAACCCACACAAGAAGAUAUUGAAAGGGUUUGUAAUGAAGCUAAUAUUCACGAGUUUAUCAUUAGUUUACCAAAUGGAUAUGAUACUCAUGUUGGCAAUAAAGGAAGUCAAUUAUCCGGAGGUCAAAAACAAAGGAUUGCGAUCGCAAGAGCACUAAUAAGAAAUCCAAAAAUUUUAUUGUUAGAUGAGGCGACAUCAGCUUUAGAUACUGAAUCAGAAAAGAUUGUACAAAAAGCUUUAGAUAAAGCGUCAGAAGGUCGAACCACAUUAGCAAUAGCACAUAGAUUAUCAACAAUUCAACAUGCCGAUAUUAUAUUCGUUAUUAAAGAUGGUAAAGUAGCUGAAGAAGGCACUCAUCAAGAAUUGUUGGCCAAAAAAGGGAUUUAUCAUAUGAUGGUACAAGAACAAAAGUAA